Messenger RNA from Parathielavia appendiculata, 582 nucleotides. RefSeq names its product ribonuclease-domain-containing protein. The annotation marks the transcript as partial. Gene Ontology annotation, molecular function: RNA binding; RNA nuclease activity. The transcript is spliced from 2 exons. NCBI's taxonomy places the organism in Eukaryota, Fungi, Ascomycota, Sordariomycetes, Sordariales, Chaetomiaceae. The record is from RefSeq and is a predicted model, not a curated record.
ACGCUUACUUUGGCGCUGUGCGCCGUGUCCGCCAACGCCGACUUGCUGCUCCAUCGUCAGGGCACCGCCUCCCUUUCCAACGUGACAUGUGGGCGGGCCAGCUACACAAAACACCAAGUCGACGCCGCCGUCGCCGAGGGCUGCCGCCUCCAUGCCGCCGGCGAGCAGCUGGGGUCUAGCAAGUACCCGCAUCGCUUCAACAACUACGAGGGACUUGUCUUUGCCGUCUCCGGGCCCUACCAGGAGUUUCCCAUCCUGAAUAGCGGCAGCGUCUAUUCAGGCAAUGCCCCGGGCCCAGACCGCGUCUUGUUCAACCCGAGCUACCAAGGCAGUUGCGUCUAUGUCGGCGCCAUGACCCACACCGGUGCCUCGGGCAACGGUUUUGUCUCCUGCUUGGAGACAUCGGCGGGUGGGUCGACCGCCAGUAUCAUCACUUCCCUGCCCACUGCGACGUUGUCCCGUCCAUCUACGCCCACGUCAACCCGGUCGGGCGCAUCGUCGACUUCAACCGCGGGUUCGGAUAGGAACGGUGCAGCGCCGGCGCGGAGUAGCGGAGGACAGGGCGCGGUCGUCGGGGCCAUU